This is a messenger RNA of Cephus cinctus (wheat stem sawfly), 5609 nucleotides long. It is a transcript of the gene Mtl, whose product is annotated as ras-related C3 botulinum toxin substrate 1. Gene Ontology annotation, biological process: small GTPase-mediated signal transduction. Gene Ontology annotation, molecular function: GTPase activity; GTP binding. NCBI's taxonomy places the organism in Eukaryota, Metazoa, Arthropoda, Insecta, Hymenoptera, Cephidae. The transcript has 4 exons. The record is from RefSeq and is a predicted model, not a curated record. Bases 194 to 781 code for a protein of 195 amino acids.
AGAAGUGAUUGUCGAACAUCUGUCACCAAGCGAGGGCUACGUCCGUUCCGAUCUUGAAAACCGCAACACCGUCAUGGUUCCCGUCCGCAUGACUCGUUAAACGCGAGACAAUUUGCGUUAUCAUAUAAGCUUCCUGUGAAAUCGGCUCGUUAUCUCGGAAAAUCAGCAACGUUUUCACAUCUGACUUGACAUCAUGAGUUCAGGUAGACCAAUCAAAUGCGUUGUGGUUGGUGAUGGGACGGUUGGAAAAACUUGCAUGUUAAUUUCUUAUACAACAGAUAGUUUUCCUGGAGAAUACGUGCCUACUGUGUUUGAUAAUUACUCUGCACCUAUGGUCGUGGAUGGAAUUCCUGUGAGUUUAGGACUUUGGGAUACCGCAGGUCAAGAGGACUAUGACAGGCUACGUCCUCUAUCAUAUCCACAAACCGACGUAUUUCUAAUUUGUUUUUCUGUAACGAGUCCGUCGUCCUUUGAGAAUGUGACUAGUAAAUGGUAUCCUGAAAUAAAACACCACUGCCCUGAUGCACCAAUGAUUCUGGUUGGAACAAAAAUUGAUUUGCGUGAUGAUCGUGAAACUCUCACUGCCCUAGCUGAACAAGGUCUCAGUGCCAUUAAACGUGAGCAAGGACAGAAAUUGGCUAACAAGAUUCGUGCAGUAAAAUAUAUGGAAUGUUCUGCUCUAACGCAACGUGGAUUGAAACAAGUAUUCGACGAAGCAGUUCGCGCUGUUCUCCGACCUGAACCACAAAAACGCCGACAACGAAGAUGCACCAUGCUCUAAGGAUCCACAGAAAGCUGCAUUGGGAAAAAGUUAAAUAUAGGUAAUAACCAGUAUGCCAGAAGGAUGAAAAUUUUGUUAUCGAUAACCGAAGUGACAGGGCGCAGUUGAUUUUGCAAGUUCAGCAGAUGAUUUACUUCUAAGUAUCAUUUUGGCAGCUACGAUUUACCUCGUCUCAGCUAAAGUACAAUACGGAACUUCCCGGUUUAAUAUAGACUGUAAGACUUACAGAUCAUUGAAAGUUUAGGCAUAAUAUGCUGGGGACAAGAUUCAGAAACAUAAAAUCAGAGUAUUACUGAAUUUGUAAAGUUAACAGUGAAGCUAUAUCCGCGCGUGGAAAGUUUCGCAAUUUUGACAUGAGGAAGGAAUUUCGUACCAGCCGCAGAAGAUCAGGUUAAAAAAUAAAUGCGACACGCAUUGACCUUAAUACGUUUUGUCAAAAUAUGUAAAUCGGGUCAUGGAUCAAUACCGGUUAAUAUUAGAGCUUUAAAGCUACUCACCAGAGCUGCCAGUCAUUCGAAUUUCAUUUUCAACAAUGACAACUUAUUUUUAUUCUAAUGCACAACCAUACAUAAUAGAAGCUGCUGUAGUUAUUUAAUAUGCUAACGAGUUCUGUGAAACUGAGAAUAUAGGGUGAUAGAAUUGAUCAUAGACAAGCAGUGCCAUAGCAACGAAGAAUCAAAUAAAUCUCAUAAGUAACUUUAUUUCAAAUUGUAGACAACACGCGACACUGCACUCGCGGGAAAUUCUCUAAAAUAAGUCUGAUAAAAUAAGAAUUAAAUAGAGGCACAUAUGUGGACACAAUUGUACAAGGAAAUAUGAAUUUGUCGAGUUACUUGAUCUUAAUACAUUUUCCAGUUAAUUUGAAUACGUAGCAGGCAGAUUUGUCAAAGAAAAAAAUGGAACAACUUUUAAUACAAUGAAACAAGACUUCAAAACAUGCUCACUAUGUGGAAUUAAUACAUAAAGAAAGGAAUACUGUAGAAUUUAUACUAUGCCAACGAUUUCUCAUGUCAAAUGGUAUUGAUUAGAAAGAACAAAACGAAUAAUGAAGUUCAAUUUUGCUAUAUACAUAUAGUAAUUUAUUGUCUAGAAUUUGAAAGUCCUACUGUUAGGUAACAACAUGUAAAUUUUAUAAAGAGAGUAGAAUAUUGCCUACUCCCUGAUUUAAGUUUUUCUUUUUAUAACUAACCAGUACACCAGUGAUAGGAUAUGUGCAUGCUACGAGAAAGAAAUCCUCGAAAACAUGAACGAAUUAGGAACUUUGAUGUAUUCGUCUGAAAAUAUCAGGAAUAUAAUAUAAUAUUAUAAUAAUAUCAGCUACAUUGGCCUACAUACGAAUUGUAGUUGUGCGUUCUUAAUAGUGCUGUUGUCUUUUUCUUUGACUAAGGAAACCAAUCAAAAUAGAAAUGCUUCCUUAAGAAACGUUAUUAGGCAUAGAUGGAGUUUAUUUUGCGCAAUAUAAUUCAGUAUCAAAGUCGUAAUUAAUAUGGAAAUGAACGUCUGAAUCUGAUAGAACUACACUCUCAUCUGAUAUCUUCCUAUAUUCUAUAUUCAAGUUAUCCGAUGCUUUGAUUUGCAUUACUUCGAUUGAUCCGUACUAUUUGCUUAUGUACAAAUUAUUAUUGUCAUUGAUAGUGUCCAACGUGUCAUGCUCUCUAUGAUGAUUAUUAAGCAUGUCGAUGGUGAAUUCAUAUUUCUCUACCUUUCUUAACCGUUUGAGUCCCAAGCAGCGCGACCGCGCUGUUCAGAUUUUGUGUCGAGAAAACCCAGCACAUUUCGUACAUAUAUAGGGAAAGCGCGGUUACGCUGUUUGGGAUUCUUCGACAGUGUUUUUUCAAUACCGUCUGGGACUCAAACGGUUAAUACUAAUUUAUUUACACUGAAAUGCGCGAACGAUUAAAGUAUAAAGAGAAAUUAAAGCAUAUGUGCCAUUUGGUUUGAAUUUCAUAAAACUAUCUAUGUAUGCCAUAUUAUAUUAUUUGAAAUUCAUGUAAGUCAAUCAAAUGAAAUUGAUAAAAAGGGAGUAUUAAGCGGUACACGAGAAUGAACUAAGAAGGCACGUUACUGCUUGCUAGAUAUGUAUAUAAUAUAGCAUAGGAAUACCUUGCACAAACUUUCAAUUUGACAAAUUAUAUCUCAAAGACUACACAUUGCAAUAUUUUUGUUUGCAUUGUCCGAAAAGCUCAUGGAAAAUCAUUUGCAGCUGGUCCAAAAUGGAGACAAAUUUUGUUUGAUUGGAAUAUUCAUUAACUCAAAGAAAAUAUUUAUAGCAAUCCUCGUAUUUUUUAAGUCCAGUCAAAAAGUGACAGUACGUUUUAAUCAGUCAUACGUUUGUGGCAUUAUUUUACAGCUAUAUGUUUUGCAUGGUAUUGCAGUUUCAUUUAACAGUCUUCGCAGCUCUCAUUUUUUUAUGCAGAAUUCUUUUGUACUGAAACGCGAUAUGAUACUUAAAAUGUUUUAUGAGCAUUUCAUUAUUAGCAGUUUCUAAGUGGACGACAAUAUUUGGUCUGUUUUGGUUCUUCCUUAUUUUGUUCUCUUUUUAAAUAAUUUUUCCACAUGAUUUAUACGUUAAACGUAUCAACAACCGAAGCACAUUUUUCUAAUUAUCUGGCACACUAGCUAGUGCUAUAUAAUUUUCUUUAUGUGUUUAAUGCUGAUACGUGUGAGCUACGUGUACUAAUCGAUUACGUACUAAUAACACAAAGCACAUGCGUCACAAUUUUUGUAAAUGUGUUAUAAUUAAUUAAUGUUACAUACGAAUUGCAUUUAUUGUAAGUGGUGCAUUUAUUUUACUACUUUACAUCACAAGUAAAGAAAUCGCGUCGCAUUUCUAAAUGUAUCAUUUCAAUCAGAAACUUGAAAUAUUUUCUUAGGUAUUACAAGGUUUGUGAAAGCAGCUAUAGUAGGUUUAAGAUUAGCAAUAUAUAUCAAAUCUGCCUAAGAGAAUGUUAAUUUAUUUAAAAAUGACGAACACAUCAUGUAAUUGCACAAAUGCAGUUUAGAACCCAUCAACUGCUGAUGGCUCCAAGCUUUCAAUGUAUUCUAUCAUUCUUAUACACACAACAUAAUAUUAGCUUCACUCACAAAGUGUUAUCGAACCAGAAAUUACAAAAUUAGUAUCUGUAUAUAUUUGCAAUGACAGAUAUCUCACAACUUUCAAUAUUAAGUAGUUUAUUCAUGAAAAAUUCACUACUUCAUAAAUUACUAGUGCCUAAUUCUCUGUUUCAAUAGCUAGUGUAUCACCAUUUUCAAUUCAAUGAAUUUUAUAUCCAGUUUGAUAUUCAAAAUAUCAAUUAUCACAAACACUAAUGUUAUGAUGCUUCUAACAUAACACUGAAGAAUUAAUUUACCUAGAAUUUUCAUUAAUGUUCAGAGGGUAUUGAUGGAUAUUAAAAAACUACUCCGCUUCGAAACUAAUCAUACUUACGUUUCUGUUUACUCUUAAGUUUUCUUUCACGUACACGUCAACGUAAAUUGACUUUCUUUUCAAAAGGUACGAACUUGUAAAUGAAAUGUCGUGUCUUAUACGUAUGAAGUCCUUAUCACAGUACUUGUAAACACUCGAAGGCCUAAAGGUGCUCGGAGAAAGUUAUAAUAAUUGACAAGGAGCUAUGUCUUAUAAUACGAUAUGAGUGGUAUCCGAUUUUACACGUGAUAAAGCUUUUCAUCCAAACAAACACGGGUGAGAUAAAUUACACUGCUUACAGCUAAUGCAAUCGAAAGGAAUUGCUUGGGACAGUAGACUUUAUCUUGUAUCUUUGUUUUAACUAUUAUUAUAUAUAUUUUUUUUCUUUUUCUCAUAAGAUCACCGUAGAGCGCUCUAUACCAAAGUUAAAUAAUUACUACGAUUUAUUAUAACAUUUACAAUUUUUCAUUAUGUAAUAUUGAACAUAAUCUCACAGCGAAUGAAUGAAUUGUAUUCUAGUCACCACGAAUCUGCUUCUGACAGUUUUGUUUGUUUUUGAAUAUUUUUUUUUGCGUAUUUGUAAUUUGUGAACGUGCGUAUCGUACUGAAGUGAGGUAAAAUGAUCCGUGAUUUCCUGAAUGGUUAAAGUGCAACAUAAACCAUUGUACGACUAAAAAGAAAAACGUUAAGUGUUAUCCCAGCUUAAAAUGUUGUCAAUUUUGAUAGGUCAGGAAAAACCAAACAUUAAGAAACUAUGCUGAGCCUAUAUCGGAUAUUCUAUGUAUAAAAUUCAGAUAGAAUAUAUAUAUAUAUAUAAACACACACAUAUAUAUAUGUGUGUGCCUAGGGUAUAACUUGGAUUGUCAGUAAUUUAUAAUAUGUAACAUUUAUCUAUUUUCCUAAGAUUUCUGCAAAUUUAAUAAUUUACUAAUAAGGCAGCACAGUGAAAAUAGCGACUUGUUCUAGACUCAUGAACUCCUGACUCCUGACAAUGACUCCUUUAUGGAGAAUAUUGUAAUACCAUGAUGUGGCAUUUAAUUAGUUAUUGAUAAUAUCAGUGAAAGUUUUGAUUUAUAAAAGUAUUCAAUAAGUGAUAAUUAUUUUUCAUUAUUAAACGAAAAGGAAAAUGAUGGCGAACAAUUGUUCGCGUAAUCCCUCCGCAGUAGAUACGCCUAUGCCUUUAAAACGUUCGCCAUUGAGCCUCUGUGCUGCCUUUGACAGUAUAGCUAACAAUUGAAGUAAAAUUGGAAAAAGUCUCUAAAUUAAUUUUAGUUGUCAUAUUUUCUUAUGGAAGGGUCACGAGUUCGACGUGAAUAACGUAACUGCGUAAAUGCAUGUUCUAUACGAUACUAGGAAGCAUUUAUUUUUUAUUUAUAUGUAUUUUGAAAAGGACUUUUUAAAAUAAACUCUACACGAUACGUA